CAGUACUGCCUUACAUGGGCAAUUUUCAGAGCUUGGGUGUCUCUGCCGGCUGGAAUUCACAGCCUGUGACGUCACUGCCUGCGGCUCUCCCAGUUUUUUUGGGGGAAAAAGAAGUUUCACUUUUUGUUGGGAUUUGAAACUCAUUGAUUCUUAGAAAGCGAGACUCGACGAAAGCUUCAGAAGGAAGGACGUGCAAAAGACCUUUAUGAGUGUGUUCGCUCAAGAGUGAUUUUAAGCUGCUGUUGAAGAGCUGACGUACUCUUUUGAAACUUAUGGUAUAAAUCAUGUCUCACCCAUCAUGGAAUCCAUCAAAGACUGGAGGUGAAAACUCUGGUCAGGUGACUGCAAGGAUGGAGACCACGCCCUCCUUCGGGAUCCCCAGUAUCUCUGUGUCUCAGCAGCAAGAGCCCAAGAAGUUUGCACCUGUUGUUGCACCAAAGCCAAAGUUCAACCCGUAUAAGCAGCUGGAGGAGACUGGGUACACUGAAGCUGGAGGGGACUUCCUGCCACCUCCCCCCCCCAUGGAGGAUCUGGCCAAUCUACCCUCACCCCCCGGGACCUUCCAACUCCCACCCCCCCCUCCGGACGGAGCACUCUUCAAUGUGCAGGUCAGGACCCCUGAGAAGUCACUGCAGGAAAGGCGCUCGAGUCUAGAUGCUGAAAUUGAUUCGCUCACCAGCAUUCUUGCUGACCUGGAGAACAGCUCCCCCUACAAGCCCAGACCACAGCAGAACUACGGAGGAACCUUGUCAAACACCUCAACGUUAUCCACUCCCGUCACUGGACACAAGCGCAUGGUGAUCCCGACCCAGCCGCCCCUGACGGCCACCAAGAAAUCUGCCACCAAGCCCCAGCCUGCUGCUGCUCCUGCUGCUGCUGCUCCUGCUGCUGGCAUCCCAGUGCCCAAACCGCAGUCCAUGCCUCAGCCUGUCCCUGCCUCCUACACCACAGCCUCCACUCCCAGCCGUCCGACCUUCAAUGUGCAGAUGAAGAGCGCCCAGCCCAGUCCUCAUUACGUGCCCCCGGGGCCGCAGGGCUUAUCCCCGGCCUAUAAUCAGCAGUAUCCCCAACAACCAUCUCGAUCCCCCGGCCCGGUCCAGUACAUGCCUGCCCAGCCCCGCAGUCUUGAUUUUGCGUACGGCCCCCCGCAGCCACCACGCCAGCCCGAACCCAUGGCCAGCCACGCUCCUCCUCCUCCAAGGGCUUACUAUGAGCCCCAGUACCCUGGAGGAGCUGGUCAAGGCGCUGCCUACGGAGCUCAGAACACCUGGAGACCAGAGCCAGCUUAUCCCACCGCUCCCACCACUGGCCCAGGAUAUCAGCCUCCAGGGCCCAGGAAGACAUACAUCACCGACCCGCCACCAACCAUGGCCCCAACACCCAUGGCACAGUAUGGAGCUCCCCCGGGAAUGCAGCAGAAGGGUGGUUCCAUGCCCCCCAUGCCCCCUGGCCCUGUUCCCAGCCAUGCCACAGCAGCCCGACCCGAGGAUGAACUCGAACGCCUCACCAAGAAGAUGCUGUACGACAUGGAGCACCCUCCCUCCGAGGAGUACUUUGGUCGCUGCUCGCGAUGCUCGGAGAAUGUGGUGGGUGAAGGCAGCGGCUGCACCGCCAUGGACCAGGUCUUCCACGUGGAGUGCUUCACCUGCGUGACCUGCAGCCGCAAGCUCCGAGGACAGCCUUUCUACGCCGUGGAGAAGAAGGCUUACUGUGAGCCCUGCUACACCAACACUCUGGAGCAGUGCAACGUCUGCAAGACGCCCAUCAUGGAGCGCAUUCUACGAGCCACGGGCAAGGCCUACCACCCCCACUGCUUCACCUGCGUGGAGUGCCACCGCAGCCUGGACGGCAUCCCCUUCACCGUAGAUGCAGGGAACCACAUCCACUGCAUCGAGGACUUCCACAAGAAGUUUGCUCCGCGUUGCUCUGUGUGUAAGGAGCCCAUCAUGCCGGCCACUGGUCAGGAGGAGACUGUCCGCAUCGUGGCGCUGGACCGCGACUUCCAUGUGCAGUGUUACCGCUGUGAGGACUGUGGAUCUCUGCUUUCAGAGGGGGACAAUCAAGGCUGCUACCCGCUGGACGGACACAUCCUCUGCAAAACCUGCAACACCGAGCGCAUUCAGACACUGACCGCGAAGGCCAGCACAGACCUCUGAGGGACCACACCUUACCGAUAGAAAGAAAGAAGGAUCAAACUCACACAAAAACACACAGUAUAAACAACACAGAUAUGUAUACACGCAAUCACAUAUUUUAUUGUAAUUCACAUUCAUGUAAAAUGUCAGCCCUUUCCGGUCCAGGUUUUAAAUAAAAAAAGAGAGUUUUGUAGGGUGUGUUUCUGACAUCAGACAUGGUCAAGCAGCGAGUCUGGAUUGCAAUUCAAAAGCUCCUGCUGUAUACUAACCUGCCAUGCAAUCGGGUUGCCCUCAUGAAUUUGGAGAGACUCAAGCUGCAGGACAAAAGAAAAUUAGAGUUUUUUGUUUUUUUUCCAAGGUCCUAAGUUUCUGAGACAAAUUCGUUUUAAAGUUGCUGAGGAGUUAACUUCUCUCUUUCAUUUGCACAGGUAAAGGUGCUUUUGCUUGUGAGUGCUUAGCACAACUCGCUUUCUCAUAGCUGGGUUUGAACCAACACCUUUCUGUACUGAAGCCCAGAGCUCAAACCAACUGGCGUUAUGCAUGCCACAUUCCAUUCGCUGAUUCCUUCAAACAGCUUGUCAGAGAAAUGAAAUGACAGAACUGUAGGCCCUGCUGUCAGGGCUGCGUGUUUGCGUGUCCAGCGACACGGCUGCAUGCUUGCUGUACAUGCUCUUCAGUGUCAGAAGCACACCAUUUCCAUGCUGUGACUCCUCGUGCCUUUCAGGUUAGUUGUGCAGAGAGCGUGCACUGCACCACACAGUGUCACAAAUGGACCAUGCGUGCCUUUAUAAUGUAAAUGUAUUAUGAUUUGGAAAGGGUUCAACAAAAAAUAAUAUAGUAAAAUCACACCGUACUCACACACACACACACACACACACAUAUAUAUACUGUAUAUUAAUCACUGAGAACCUGGAAUUAACUACAGUGACUUGUGUUGGUCAACCAAGGCAAAUAUGCAAAGCUCCUUCCAUGGGACAAUUGCACGGUACACCCUUGGCCAGCUGUGCUAUUCAGUGCUUUGUGAUAUCAAAGUGGGCUAGUAAAUAGCCACCGAUAUACUUGUGUGAAAGCAUGUUUACUCCAGUAAUGUUAAAUCAUGACUGAUGUUGGUUAGGACAAAGUGGAGAGCCUUUUUUAAUGGAUUUUGGACUUAGUUGAUUCCAAGUUCUUCUUUUGUUUUUAUUGUUAAAAUGAUUUAUCUAUACAUAUGUAGUAAACAGCAACAAGAACAAUAAUGUAUCUAUAGCCGUGUCGAAAGAUAUAGCUCAUUUCACCAAAGAUUGUACUUGAAAACUUAAAACAAAAUCGCUCUCUCGCUCUCUCUCUCGCGCUCUCGCUCUCUCGCUCUCUCGCUCUCUCUCUCUCUCUCUCUCUCUCUCUAUAUAUAUAUAUAUAUAUAUAUAUAUAUAUAUAUAUAAUCGAUAUGCAUUUACAAUCAUUUGCAUUGACACUUUAUUUAAGAGCUAUGCAGGUUACUUCGCUAUAACUGUAAUGUUUAUACCAGACGGAUGAAAGCACAAUAAGCGAAACAAAGGGUUGUGUUUUAACAGGUGCAGCUGUUAACGUUAUCCAGAUUCUUUUACAUCCUCCAUUAAAGGCAACAGAGAAAAUCAAGCUAUUGAAUGCAAAGAGAUACAUAUUGAGCCUCCUGUAUCAAGUCUUCUGCCAGAUGACAUCUAAAACCGUGUUCACGUGCUUGAUUGCAAUCCAGAACGUGAGAUCUGGGUAUGUUGUCAAUGGGAAUGUAUGGCAUUCGCUUAUUAUUGAUACAAGCAAACCCACUGGUAUAAACACAAUAUAUCAUGUUAUAUUAUUAUGUAAUCUUUUCUAUUUAACUUUGUUCCUAUAAACUUUUUUAAAACUUUUUAUAGCCUUUUUUUUUAAGGUCUCAAUUAAGAAUAUUAUAGAAACUGUGAUUGUGCUGCCAGAUUAUAAAUUGUCCAGAAUGCUGUCAGAAUAAUAUCGAGUGAUUGCUUCCCACUGAGGAAUAAGUGUUUACAAUCAAGUUGAGGAGGAUAUCAUUCACAAUGCAGUUUGCUGUAAUCAGCUGGAACCUGACAAUGAAAGAUUGGCCUGCUGUAAUAUCCUGAUUGCAGCAAACUUUGGUAAAGAUGCUGAAUCACUUGUUUGUUUUUUUGUGUGUUUUUUUUAAAUCUAUUUUAGUUUUAAAGAUGUUGAUGGAUUUUUUGUUGUUGGUGGUGGUGGUGGUGUUUGUUGUUUAUUUGGAAGCCUUUUGUGAUUCAGGGGGGCAGAGCAGUGUCUAAAUGCAAGUCAAUGACUUUGUGCCUUCCCUUUUCUCUGCUUCUCUACCACCUAUACCACCUACUUAGUAAUGGAAGUGAUACAAUUUCCUGCUCAGGUCAUUUCAAAUCUCCCAGUUCUAAAGACUAAUCUUCAGCUUGCUUUUCUUUAUGGACAGCAGAUGUACAGGAAUGCUCACUCGUGUCUGCCUAAAAAUAAACGCCUUGCUGCCUUGGGGGCACGCC
Acipenser ruthenus (sterlet) is the source of this 4621-nucleotide messenger RNA. Its product is annotated as lipoma-preferred partner homolog. The transcript is spliced from 12 exons. NCBI's taxonomy places the organism in Eukaryota, Metazoa, Chordata, Actinopteri, Acipenseriformes, Acipenseridae. Gene Ontology annotation, cellular component: focal adhesion; stress fiber. The record is from RefSeq and is a predicted model, not a curated record. Gene Ontology annotation, biological process: cell-cell adhesion. Bases 285 to 2156 code for a protein of 623 amino acids.